AUGCCGAGAGCUUUCCUGGUCAAGAGGAGGACCCCACCGCCCGCUAUCCGGAGCUGGGACGAACUCCCCGACGAGGAGCGAGCAGACACCUACAUCCCAGGUAAAUAUCUCCCUAAAUGGGGUCUAUUCACUAAACUCCGAAUGUUAGCGGAUUGAAAAAACGAAUUUAAAUGUUUAGGCUAAAAGUGCCGAUUUAAUAAAAGAAGGAAAAAAAAACCUAACUUGACCAUUCUAGUCUAAAUUAAUUUAAAUUCUCUUAAAGUAAGGAAUAUAGUGAAUCAAUCAGAACUACCAUCUUUUUAACGUUAUUGUCAUUAUAUGCUUGGACGAUCCGGAUACAGUUUUGUAAUUUGUUUAGUAAUUUAAAAAAAAUAUAUAUACUAAUAAUUGGAGUUCCUUGUUUUAAUCAGAUUUACCGUUUGUUUUUUGAGGCUUUUAAAAAAUAUAUAUAUAUUUUUUAAAACCGUAUUCAAAUGAAAAAAUAACCUCACAAUAUACACUUGAAUGAUCCUGUUAAAAUACUGUCCUUGAAAUACUUUUAAUGGAUUUAGUUUGAUUGGGCUCCGUGUAAUAGCGGGGCACUAGUACAAGUAUUCCAACCAGUUAUGGAGGCAGUCAAUCAUUCCUCUACCAUAAAGUUGAAGCUCAGUGAGAGAGAAGGGCCAGAGAGUGGAAUGUACUUGCUAGAUACUUUUCCGACGUUCUAGAACCGCUGCAGGGAGUAGAUAGGUAAAGGUGUAUGUGAAACAUUUGUAUUUGUUUAAAUCAUGUGAGCAGUCUAAAUUUCAUGCCUCUCCCCCUCCCCCUCUCUAGAGAAAUCAUAUUCUUCAAGAUCCCUCGAUGAUUUCCCUUCUACAGCAAGUCUAUGCUACAUAUUGUAGGGCAGCACUUUUCCUGUAUAACUGUAAUUCUGUCAACCUUACAUUUUUAACAUAAUUACUGACAAACCCCAUAAAUGAAGGGGUCCAAUGACCUGCUCAUAGCCCCUGAUCAGCCUAUCAGGGAGGAUGGUAGAGAGGUGGACUUUGGGGAUGAUAAAUAGUCAGUUCUGAGAAGUCUAUAUUUACAGUACAGUUACUGAUCUCCCCAUCUAACGGAUCCCUCCACGCCAUCACUUUAGCUGCUAACUACCUCUGUGUGUGUGUGUUUGCUUUGUGCCAUUGACUUGUUAAUGAGGGCCUUACACAGAGACUACACCCUCAGUUCAAACACUAGGAGAAUGAAAAUCCCUCACCUGCUCCACCUCCCCCCUCCCUUUCUUCUACCCCUCCCUUUCUAACGAUUGUUGCUUCUGGGGAAAAGAGCUCAGUUCUACAUAUUUGCCUUUCAUUUAAAAAAAAAAAAAAAAAGUCACUUUAUCUAACUGUUAGCUGCAGGUGAUGCUAUGCCUUUGUGUUGCUUAUCUUCUCACCUCCUCCCUACCUUUUGUGUCCAGACAGCAUAGACUGCAUCUUAAAAUAUGUCACAGAAGAUAGCUGGAGUAACAGCAGCAGUGCCAGUGACAAUGCAGAAAACAGCCCUGAAAGAAGGGGCAGUGAAUCCAGCUUUACCACCCUCCCUGAAAGCACUGACCACCAGACCACCGAUGGCCUAUCACCACUUGCAGAUCAAAAGACCAGAGAAUCUGAUCAGGAAGAGCAACCUCUGGAUCUUAAAGACAAAAGGUCACCCACAAGAUCCAAAAUAAAGGUAACAAAAAAGAGGAUUGUUAUUUUUUUUUCUUUAAUUUUAACCCUGUACUUUCAACUUUCGCUGUGAUGUAAAUGAAACCUUAAUGUCCCAGAAUGCAAGUUUAUAGUAACUAUGGAUGUUACUUGUAAAGAGCAAUUGUGCUGUAAAGUUCUAAAAGUCCCCAUGAAUUAUUCUUAUUUCUGGGAAUAUAUGGGUGCAUUACUGUAUGUAUGGUUGGCAGUCUGUACUUGGGCACUAAUAAAGGUCUCCGCUUAAAAAGGCCCAAUGCGGACUGCUAGCAAUGUAUAAAGGUUUAUAAGAAUGUCUGACUCUGCGCUGCGACGCAGGUAUAUUUAACCUGUAAAAAAAAAAUAUAUAUAUUUUGAAAUAAAGAAUUUUUUUUUUUUUUUUCAAUCAAAAAAAUUAGAUAAAUGGGAAGUAACAUUCCAUUUGUUUCCAUGGUAACUGCUCUACUUUUUAGAACAUUACAACACAAUUGCUCCUUAUAAAUAGCUCUCUGUGUCCAUAUAAUGGAUAUCCCUGCCAACAUGUAAUUCUGAUAAGGAUUACAACUCCAAUAAUGUACAGCCCUUUUAAAGGAAACCCUGUGUUGGGAGUUGCAGUUUCCUGAUAUAGGUAUUUCUUUUCAAGUAUGUGUGUCAAGACAGGUUUGUUAACUAAAAUGUAUUUCAAUUGUAGUAGAUUACUUUCAUUUUUCUUUUUUUUUUCUUUCUAUUAUGCUUUAAAUAAUUUCAAUCCACGUAGUCUGACUGUGUCCUUGGGGAUAGCAACAAUAAAACAAUUUUUUUUUUUUUUUUUAAUUGUAGAAUGGACUCAGAUUAUUAAGGAGUCUUUAAUUAUGAACAGAGCGGAAUGAUUCAGUUUGCCUGUGCUUUGGUCUAUACUGUUAUUAUAUCCUGCAUUUUAAUGCUUAUCAUAGCGUGUAUCUGAAAAACAAAUACACAUUUUAUUUGCUACAGAUCACAUUUUGUUUUCUCAGAACUCGGUAAGAAUAUUGGAUUCAAUGCUAGCGCUGUAGCUUCCAUUCACUGUGUUGCGUUAUUACAGUACAUAUUUCUGUAAACAAAUUCUUAGCUGUUGAUCAUAUGCGGCGAUAUUUGUGGGGAUACUCUAUGGGAAAUUCACAAAUCAGAGAAUGGUUUUUUUUAAGGGACCACUCCAAGCAGCGUAAAAACUCCACUGUGCUGUAGUGGUUAUGGUAUCAGGAGUGCCCUAGCACCCUCCCAAUGUAAAUAGUCAAACCGUUGCUAAUGGUUUGACUUUUAACUCUGAUCCAUCAGGCGCUGUUGACAUCUAUCAGAGAGAGCCAAAACGUCUUGCAUGGGACUUCACUGUAGUGGUUAUGGUACUUGGAGUGUACCCUUUUUAAUACCUUUUUUAUUUAUUUAUUUAUUUAUUUUUUUGCAUCUAUAAUUUCUGCAUAUUUUUUUCAGUUUGAAUUGAUAUUUAUAAUAACCGAGUACAACGUGCUUGCUAGCUUUAGAGAAUUAUAAGGAAUAGAAAAAUGAAAGGUGUGUGUGUGUGUGUGUGUGUGUACUGCACAAUUAGCAAAUAUCUGACCCCUGUCAAUGCAUUUGCAGUAUGCAUAGUGAUAAGUUGGGCCAAGAAAUAAUAUAAAUUGAUCUGUGUUAACAAUGUGUAUCAAAGGGUACAGGACAAAAAAUUGAAAGCUUACUGUUUUUAAAUUCACACAUUACAAAACAAGCAAGUCAUGCUUACUUUAAUGAUAAUUUUAUUAUUCUACAGCUUUACAUUAGUAUCUGGGAUUUAAAUAUUUAUUGUUCUUUAAAAAAGUGCAUUUUCUUAUCUCGAAAAUGAAUUAAUUUGUGUUUUUAAAACUUGGACAGUUUCCCUAUGUGGCAUCAAAAUGCUACUUUGUAGCAAUUUGUAACUUGGCUUUUUCAGAAAAUAAAUGUAGAAAAUAUUUUUUUCCCGAUCUCCUAGCAGGAAAUGACACUUAUUUUUAAAGGGAGACUUCCCCCUUUUUAAAACCAUUUCUGUCCUUGAUCCUUUGAUCAUGUUAGCAGGUUUUCUUUUAACCUUUCUAAUUACAAAUUAGCAAUCAGGAUGAAGGAAACAGUGUGGAAAGAUAAGACAAUUGAAGUUCAGGGUAACUAUUGGUCCAUGAAUUACUUAUAGAUCAAUACCUGAAUGAUCACACACACUCCAAUUUAAAAUUAACCAGAUGUUAUUUUAAUUGUAUGUAAUCAGAUAAAGCCUAAAUAGAUUUGAAAACGGAAUCGUGUAUAUAAUGAGUGCACAACAUAUAUAUUUAGUGCAAAAUAAUUUGGUUAUGUGUUUGUAUUUUGGACUUAUUAGCAUGAUUUGCAUUGCAUUAUGGGAGAGCUGAGAUCCACACUCAUUCAUUCACGGAUGCCUUGUAUAGAACCAACUUUUAUAUAUAUAAUUGUUUGGCUUAUGGUAUGGGGAUUCAGCAUUGCAAUAUAUGAUAUAUUUUUCCCUAUUUCAGUAGAGGUUUUUAGUUUUUUGGUAUCACCACAGUUUUAAUACCAAUUAUUAAAAUGUUUAAUGUGAUUUUAAAAUACAACUCUCUUAUAAAUUUACUGCACUUGCUUUUCUAUUUGUAAAUCUAUCUUUAAAAAGUUCAGUGUUCCCACCAUAUAGCAUAAGUACAGAUACUGCUAUAAUGUAUCAUAAAAUUGGUUAAUUUGUAUUCAGUUUUAAAGCCUUUUGGUAAUUUUCCAAUCCGGGGUCCAUGAAUAAUCAGAACAAAUAUUGGUAAAUGUAUAGUCCUGUUAGUUUUCCACGACAGAGCCUGACUCACGAGCUGGUACGGAUUGUUGCCUUGUGUUUGCAGAGUACCAUGUGAUAAGUUUCUAUUUAUUUUUUUUAUGGCACAUGUAGUUAUGAAAAUAGAUUUUGUAUGAAUAGUUUUGCACGUUAACAACUUCCUUUUGUUUUUCUUUCAUGAACGUAAAACAAAAGCUGAAAUAAUAGUAUUUAUUUAUUAAACUGUGAAUUGGACGCUGAAUUGCAAAAUUUAGACUAAUUUAGUUGAUUUUUAGAGGAAGUCUAGAUUUAAAAUAUAUAUAUAAUUUUUUUAUUUUUUUUCCUUCAUGUGUCAAUUUCACAUAUUGAAAUACAUGAAGGUAAAAUUGUUUUAAUUAAAUUCAUUAUUAUAUUGUAAUAUUAUCUAACACAGGCAGCCCUGUCUAGUAUUGAUAACUGUCUUAAUUGCUCUGAAUGCUGAAUAUUUAUGAGGAACUUUUUGGUUUUAAAAGUUAAUCUAAAAUUGUUGGCCAAAAUAGCUAGAUUUGAAGAAAAUCUGAAAUUCACUUUGAAUUCCUGAUAUUUCACUGUUUAGUAAAUAACCACGUAAGCUUAGAAAUAUCAAAAAUGGUUAUUUAGCUUUGCAUUUGCCAGACAACAUAUGGAAAACACAAUGGAUAGAUUCUGUUUUGUGUUUUUUGUUUGUUUUUAUGGGUGGGGGGUUGUGGUGGGUGUGGUUUUUUUGUGUGUGUGAUUGUGUUUGUGUGUGUGUGUGUGUGUGUGUGUUUGUUUAGACUAAAACAGGGUUACUUAGACAAAGCUUGAUCACACAUAAUGUAGCUGCCUAUGGCCAGGGGCUCAGUCAGGGCCAGCAAUCUGGUACAGCAGUAGAGGUGAGGCUCACAUAACAAUGGAUCAGCACACUGUAUUAAGGGUUUCUGCCAAGCCAGCCAACCUGCACCCACCCCAUAUUUUGGAGUGAGCACUGGUGGUUAUGUGAUCAUCAUCAUCAUCAUCAUGCAUAUUAUAUUCUCUGCAUAUUGUGAGAUGUACAGGAAGUCUAUUGUCCAAACAUCAGAGAGGUAAUUUAGUGUGCAUAAUGUGACUGGGCACUUGUCUCAGCCAUAGGAAGGGACCCAAAACUGAUAACCUGCCUAUGGCUCUGGAUGAUAUUUGUGCAUUUCUGUUUAGCAUGGCAGAAUCCCACCAAGUAAGUAUUUAUGCAGAUAUUAUCAAUCUUAGACCAUUAUUAAAUCACUAGGACUAGUGAUAUCAUCAUAAUAAUCUGGAUGUGGAUUCUACUCAGGCCAAGCUCUAUUUAGAAGAUAGUCGUGUGCUGAGGGCUCUAUCCUCUAAAUAUUGGUCCAAUGCACAAGGUAAUUUCCUACGGCACCGGCUCCGAAACUUUAGCAUAUUUUAAUCAGACUCUGCUCUAGUCAUAUAACACGACAGCAGAACUGCUUAUGGUAAAGAAUAGUACGUUACACUUUGUGUAAGUUCAUUAGGGACCAGAUUGUGACAAUGGCACAGUUUAUGUGUUUUAGGAAGAUCAUAUGUUAACCACAUCCAGAAGAAUUAAGUAAUGUAGUUGUCAAAAAAAUAACAUCUCUGGCCACAUGUCUGAUAUUUUACAAGGUUUGUAAUGUGUUAAACCAGGGAUUAGGCACAAUAUAGAGUUCCACUCCAGAACCGUACACUCCAUUCUAACACGGCCAAUAAUGAUUGCAAUAAUCAGAGCAGUUUGUUGACCUUCCUUCUUGAGCUGUAUGUAGAGUUCCCAUCCUGAAUGAUGGCAGCGUAGGUGGAUCUCCCCUGUUAUUGUUGAGUCCUGCAUGUUCCCAGCCUGUAGAUAUAGUACAUGGAAACAGCUGUGCCCUCUUGGUAAACGGCUGUAUGGUUUGGGCAUCUGUAAGUUCUUUUUAGAAAAGGGAGACUACUUGUCAUUGUCAUUUUUCUGCCCCAAUUGCUAACAGUAUAUUAAUAACAUAGUCUUAAUAAGGAAUAGGGACACAUUUUGUCUCCUUGCCUUUAGCACAUCUACAGUCAUUCUUGGAAUGCUGUCAUAGAAGUCUUGAGCUGUGUGUAGUGGUAUAUGUGAAAGAAAGUAAGAGUCCAGUUGGGGAACUCGCUAAGAGCAAGGCAAGGAUUUCCAGGCUAGCAGGUGUAGAAAAACUCCAUUAUUUGGGCGGACAACAAACCGUGAAACAAGUCCCCAUCUUUGUCUGAUUAGUUUCAUUUACUUAGUGGACAAAGUCAUAGACUGUAGAGAGUACCAUCCUUUAUGGACACCAUUACUGUCUUUGAGAAAAAAAGAAAGUGGAAAAUGUCUUUUGGGCUAUGUGCUCCAGGAUGUCUUAUGAUGUUCAGUGACAAUUAGAUCUUGUGAUACAGGAGGCUAAGGACUUUAUCCCGGUGAUUAUCAAGCUACUUUUUGAACUUGUUUCUCACUGUGUAAAACAGGUGGAUUUUAUUUAAAUCAUUGGUCAAAAAGACUUGAUUUUAAAUCAUGAUAUUUUUUUAAAACGCAUAAAGAAUUUGCUUGUUAUAAUCUUUUAAAAUGUGCAACCACAUGAGGUUUGCAUAUUUAGAAUGAUCAUUUUACAGAUCUACUUAAACUGUUAUGAGAACUGCUUUUAUUAUAUGCCGUUAGAAAUAAAUUGAUAAUGAUGAUGAAAUUAUUGGUCAACAUUCUCCAGUUUUAAUAACCAUGGUAUUAAAGGAACAAUAUAGUCACCAGAACCAGUGCAGCUUAAUAUAGUGGUUCUGGUGUCUAUAGCAUGUCCCUGCAAGAUUUUCAUUGUAAACGCUGCCUUUAUCUAGUAGUUUUAAAAUUGAUCCAAGUUUAUUGGAACUAGUGACUAAUCAUAGACCGCUGUUCGGUCCACAGCUGGUCCCACCUCCCAUAGGAAAGGUUUUUUGCUUUGGUUUUUCAAUUGCAAUUUUUAAAAAUAUUUUAUUUCUUAUUUUUAUAAACGAUAUGUUUGAAAACUAUGAAUUAUUAUACUAAAGUACCAACACAUUUUUCAGCACUGUAGAGUGGGUGAUUGACAGCAAACAAAUUAAAUUCACGUAAAAGAAAAUUCCUGGCGUAAUGAAACCUUAAUGUUUGAAAUGCGUUGUAUUUGUCUUGACUUUAAAUUGUUCUUUUCAUGGCACUCCCUUAGGUCACCACUGGAACCUGGAACAGUGAAGAGAUUUACAGCUGUGAAAUCUGUGGCAAAGGCUUCCGCUUACAACGCAUGCUUAAUCGCCACCUUAAAUGUCAUAACCAAGUGAAGAGGCACCUGUGUACCUUCUGUGGCAAAGGAUUCAAUGACACUUUCGAUUUGAAGAGACACGUAAGGACUCACACAGGUGAGCUACCAACACAGAAUAGCUGUUACUUUGGUGCCCUCUGCAGGUUCAAUAAGCAUAUGCAUGUCUGCUAUUUUGUAUCCGAUUUCCCAGCUUUCAGUUCGUUUAUGAAAUCUUUCUUCCUGCUGUCACCCUUUUAUUUUUUUUAUUUUAUUUAAUUUGCAAUAGUCUCUUCCUACUAAAGUUUGGCAGAGUGAUUUGUUACAUUGUUUGUUUGCCUCCUCAUAUAUAUUUAUCUCUAUCUCAGGAUGACUGAUCCAAUUUAAACACAUGCUGGAGAGUUAUUCACCAACUCUGAAUAUUCACAAACUAAAUCAAAACUGGAAAAAUAUAGCUGAUCCAGAAAAAUUCACAACUUCCGUUUUUUGACAUUUGGAUUUAAUUAGCAAAAAUUUGUAGUUUAGUAAAUGACAGUGAUGUUCUCUUAGAAAUCUGCAACACCUUAAACCACUGGCAUUGACAGAUCCAAUUGGUCACUUUGGGUAAUAAAGCAAACAGGAUGCCCAAGCCUUGUUUUGGUUUUGUUUUUUGUUUUUUUUUGGAACAUUUAUUUAUUUUUUUAAGCCAUCCCAUCAUCCAAUUUUGUAAAUUUACAAAGAAGGUCUUGUGGAAGUUCUAUCAAUUGAAGUAUAAUUUAAUCUUUCCAUCACAGUGUAUAUAAUGAUACUAUGGUGAUAAAGGAUCUAAUGAAAAGCAAUACUAAUAUAUAGUCUCCAAAAAGGGGGGGGGGAGGGGGGACUCCAGGCUGGAAGGAAAUCCAGAAAAACUUGAGUUUCAAAAUGACAAAAGCAGUUUAACAAAAUAGUAGCACAAAAUAAAAGCAAAACUAUGGAUACCGGGACAUAAAACCCCCAAAAUAAAAACCUAGAAACACAUCCAUUUCAUGUUGGCUAGAGCACGUUUGGUGUAUCAUCUAAAGGUGACCUAGUGAUUAAUAGUAGCUUUUAAGAGGAAUAGUAAACCAUAUUCCUAUCUUGUAUUGCGAUAUGGCAAAAAAAACAAAACAAGUUAAUAUAUAAAGAAUUAUAUCUAAUAUCUAUCUCUAUCUGGUUUGAGAUUCAGUAAGUUGAAGUCAAAUGAAAGUUUGAGAAGGUCCUGUGCAGCCGCAGAUUGUAGUACAAUAGUUGUAAGGGUAUUCCAUACCCACAUCCAUGUGUGAUCGUAUUAUAAGCUUCUGGAAAACCAGGUUAUGUUAAUAAAACAAAAAAUCGAAAUUCUUUAAAAUAUUAAACCGCACAUAACAGUUUGAAUUUUACUCUAUUUAUUUUAUUUUACAGGUAUUCGUCCAUAUAAAUGUGAAAUUUGUAACAAGGCGUUUACUCAACGCUGCUCUUUGGAAUCACAUCUAAAGAAAAUUCAUGGGGUGCAGCAAGGCUACGCCUAUAAACAGAGAAGGGACAAGCUCUUUGUCUGUGAAGAUUGUGGCUACACUGGGCCCUCCCAGGAGGAUUUAUACCUGCACGUUUUUGAAAGCCACCCAAAAAGUGGAUUCCUUAACAAAACCACCAAAAAAAUGGCAGCAAUUUUACAAAACAAAAUCACGUCUACUUUGCAGGGAAGUCCCAAUGAAGAAGAUGAUGAUGAUGAUGAUGAUGAAGAUGAUGAGGAUAUGGAGUAACCACUCGUUGGACGUUUUGUACAAGUGUUUACAUGGAAAAUGAACAUUGUUGCGUAUUUUAUAAUUGUUUUAAAGAGGCACAUUCUAAUAACAAGACUCAAAAUUUCCACUAGCCAUUGGUAAAUUAAAAUAUAUCCCUGGUGAGUACAAAUUCACCUCUAGUGAGUGUGAUAUGGACCAUCCAGGCUUGCAGUGAUAAUUAACUUUUAAAGUUUGGCUUUUGGUGUAGGACUUGAAAUUUUAAGCCAUGAUAAUAGCAAAGUUAAAGUUAGUUGUUAUUACUUAUGUCUAUUUAUUUUUAUUGUUCACUUUUAUUCAGUUGAAAGUCAGAUCUGGCACAGCUUGGCAUCUGAUGCAAAUUUAAACUUUGCCACAAUUCCUUAUGCAGGAGAUUUUUUGGGGGGAAAUUAGCUAUGCUGAUUAUCCAGUUGUACUAGAGGUACUUUUGUUUCUACUUGCCUCUGCUGGACAUAAACACCCCCUUACCUUUUUAAGGUUUUUUCUAUUUGACUAUUGUUCUCUGAUUAGAAGAAUUUUAAUGUAGGAAGAUGUUUGUGCUGUACUCUAUUACUGAUUUUGCCAAAAGACAGAUUUUUGAUUUUGAGAAUACUCUGAUUUUAUGUAUGAUGAGAGAGGAUGGAUGUUUCUAAGAAUUGAACUUAGAAAAUGUACAUAGUAUGAAAUAUUAUAUAUUGGAUUUAGAGAGAAUAUAUAAGUGCCUUUUAACAAUUAUUGUAAAGAAAAAUUAUUUACUGUGGUAUUAAGUACUUAUUUGUAACAGACAAUUUUUAAUUUUUAUAUAUAGAUAUAUACAUAGAAUGGGUGCUGGUGCCUUUUUAAUAAAGAAAUGUUUACAUUUUUGAAGUCCUUUCUCAGUAUAAUGCGGUCCGUUCAAUUUAUGAUGAUUUUUAUGUCUUCUCUAAUGCUACAUUCUGAUUGGUCUGGCACAGGUUUAGAUUAGAUUAUUUUCUGGGCAUAUAGGUAAUUUUGAAGAAGCAAUGUAUAAGACACAUCAUGUUCCACUAUGACUAUAUUACAAUUUUUUUCAGAAUUAUUAAUUUUACGAAAAUAUUUUCCAAAUUUAAUACAUUUCAUGCCUAGUAGCUUCCUUCUGCUCGGCUGAGCUAAGCCCUGUAGUGCAGGGUUAGUUAAUUGACUGGGAUUAUUAGCUGAUCAAUGACAGCCAAUGAGCUAAGCCACGCACAGCCCAGCUUUCUAGUAGUGAAGGCAGGGAGCAGCACUCCAGCAGACCUCAGGUAAGAAGUCAAAUGUUUGUAAAACUUCCAAUGCAGCGAUUUUAUGAGAAUAGUUAUGACCGGAAACAUAGAAUGUGACGGCAGAUAAGAACCAUUCGGCCCAUCUAGUCUGCCCAAUUUUCUAAAUACUUUCAUUAGUCCCUAGUCUUAUCUUAUAGUUAGGAUAGCCUUAUGCCUAUCCCACGCAUGCUUAAACUCCUUUACUGUGUUAACCUCUACCACUUCAGCUGGAAGGCUAUUCCAUGCAUCCACUACCCUCUCAGUAAAGUAAUACUUCCUGAUAUUAUUUUUAAACCUUUGUCCCUCUAAUUUAAGACUAUGUCCUCUUGUUGUGGUAGUUUUUCUUCUUUUAAAUAUAGUCUCCUCCUUUACUGUGUUGAUUCCCUUUAUGUAUUUAAAUGUUUCUAUCAUAUCCCCCCUGUCUCGUCUUUCCUCCAAGCUAUACAUGUUAAGAUCCUUUAACCUUUCCUGGUAAGUUUUAUCCCGCAAUCCAUGAACCAGUUUAGUAGCCCUUCUCUGAACCCUCUCUAAGGUAUCAAUAUCCUUCUGAAGAUACGGUCUCCAGUACUGUGUACUAUACUCCAAGUGAGGUCUCACCAGUGUUCUGUACAAUGGCAUGAGCACUUCCCUCUUUCUACUGCUAAUACCUCUCCCUAUACAACCAAGCUUUCUGCUAGCAUUUCCUGCUGCUCUAAUGCUAAUUACAUUGUCUGCCUACCUUUAAGUCAUCAUAAAUAAUCACCCCUAAAUCCCUUUCCUCAUAUGUUGAGGUUAGAACUCUAUCAAAUAUUCUGUACUCUGCCCUUGGGUUUUUACGUCCAAGAUGCAUUAUCUUGCACUUAUCCACAUUAAAUGUCAGCUGCUACAAUUCUGACCAUUUUUCUAGUUUAUCUAAAUCAUUUGCCAUUUGGCUUAUCCCUCCUGGAACAUCAACCCUGUUACAUAUCUUUGUAUCAUCAGCAAAAAGACAUACCUUACCAUCAAGACCUUCUGCAAUAUCACUAAUAAAAAUAUUAAAGAGAAUGGGUCCAAGUACAGAUCCCUGAGGUACCCCACUGGUGACAAGUCCAAGCUUCGAAUAUAUUCCAUUAACUACAACCCUCUGUUGCCUGUCACUCAGCCACUGCCUUACCCAUUCAACAAUAUUGGAAUCCAAACUUAAAGAUUGCAGUUUAUUGAUAAGCCUUCUAUGUGCAACAGUGUCAAAAGCCUUACUGAAAUCUAGGUAAGCAAUGUCUACUGCACCACCCUGAUCUAUAAUUUUAGUUACCCAAUCAAAAAAAUCAAUAAGAUUAGUUUGGCAUGAUCUCCCUGAAGUAAACCCAUGUUGUCUCUGAUCUUGAAAUCCACGUGUUUUUAGAUGUUCAUCAAUCAUAUCCUUUAACAUGGUUUCCAUCACUUUCCCCACUACUGAAGUAAGGCUUACUGGCCUUUAGUUGCCCGACUCCUCCCUAUUACCUUUCUUGUAAAUGGGCACAACAUUCGCUAACUUCCAAUCUUCUGGGACUACUCCUGUUAACAAUGAUUGGUUAAAUAAAUCUGUUAAUGGUUUUGCUAGUACACCACUAAGCUCUUUUAAUAGCUUUGGGUGUAUUCCAUCAGGUCCCAUUGACUUAUUUGUCUUUACUUUUGACAGUUGAAAUAGAACCUCUUCCUCUGUAAACUCACGUGUAAUAAAUGACUCAUUUAUCCUUUUUCUCAACUGAGGUCCCUUUCCUUCAUUUUCUUCUGUAAAUACAGAACAAAAAUAUUCAUUGAGGCAGUCAGCCUGACCUUUAUCCUCUUCUACAUACCUUCCUUCUUUUGUUUUUAAUCUAACUAAUCCUUGUUUUACUUUUCUUUUCUCAUUUAUGUAUCUAAAAAAUGUUUUAUCCCCCUUUUUACUGACUGUGCUAUUUUCUCUUCUGUGUGUGAUUUGGAAGCUCUUAUAACUUGUUUAUCCUCUUUCUGCCUAAUCUUAUAGAUCAUUUUGUCUUCCUCACUCUGGUUUUUUUAUAAUUCCUAAAUGCUAACUUUUUGUUUUUAACUAUUUUGGCCACAUCUGCGGAGUACCACAGUGGUUUCUUGAAUUUUUUGCUUUUACUGACAAGCCUAAUGCAAUUUUCUGUUGCCUUCAAUAGUGCAACUUUUAAAUAAUCCCAUUUUUCUUGGACUCCAUUUAAAUUGCUCCAGUCUGAUAAUGACUCCUCUACCCAUAUUCUAAUUUUAGAAAAGUCUGUUUUUCUAAAGUCUAAAACUUUUGUUUUUGUGUGGUGUGACUCAGUCACUGUUAUAUUAAACCACACUGACUGAUGAUCACUGGAUCCUAAACUUUCACCUACAGUAACAUCUGAUACCAAAUCUCCAUUUGUUAACUCUAAAUCUAGUAUGGCCUCUUUACGAGUUGGCUCCUCAACAACUUGUUUUAGAGACAAUCCCAGUAGGGAGUUUAGAAUAUGUGUGCUCCUGGCACAAGUAGCUAAUUUUGUUUUCCAAUUUACAUCAGGAAGAUUAAAGUUGUCCAUGAUGAUAACUUCCCCCUUCAUUGUCAUUUUAGCUAUUUCCUCAACUAGUAGAUUAUCUAACUCUUCAAUUUGUCCUGGGGGCCUAUAAAUCACACCUACACGAGUUACUGUGUGAUUACCAAAUUCUAACGUAGCCCAAACGGACUCUAUGUUUGCCUCACUAACUUUUAUUAGGCUAGAUUCUAUGCUAUCCUUCACAUAAAAGGCCACCCCUCCCCCUUUCUUGCCUUCCCUAUCUUUCCUAUAUAAAGAGUACCCUGGUAUUGCUAUGUCCCAGUCAUUUUUCUCAUUGUAUCAUGUCUCAGUACCAGCAACUAAAUCUACAUUAUCAGUUGCCAUUAUUGCCACAAGUUCAUGGAUCUUAUUCCCUAAACUGCGAGCAUUUGUAGACAUGACUCUAAGCUUAUCAUUUCUUAAAGGACCACUAUAGUGCCAGGAAAACAUACUCGUUUUCUUGGCACUAUAGUGCCCUGAGGGUGCCCCCACCCUCAGGGACCCCCUCCCGCCAGUUCUGGAAGGGUUUAAAACUGCAGCUUUUUUUCCAGCUGGGGCGGGGAAUGCCUCUACUGCUCACUCAGAUCACUCCUCCUUGGGCUGAAUCGUGCAGCGACGCAAAAGGCUUCUUGGCGGCGCAUUCAACCAUCGCGAAAGCAUUUACAAUGCUUUCCUAUGGACGCUCGCGUGCUCUCACUGUGAAAAUCACAGUGAGGAGCACGCAAGCGCCUCUAGUGGCUGUCAAUGAGACAGCCACUAGAGGAUUAGGGGGAAGGCUUAACCCAUUGAUAAACAUAGCAGUUUCUCUGAAACUGCUAUGUUUAUAAAAAAAUGGGUUAACCCUAGAAGGACCUGGCACCCAGACCACUUCAUUAGCUGAAGUGGUCUGGGUGCCAAUCAAUCCUUUAACACACACUUUACUUCUGGUACCUUUACAAUACGCUUGUUUUAGGGGACAAUUAGAUUGAUGUUUUAUCACCCUUUUGCCCCCUCCUCGUUUAAAUACAUCCUAGCAAAACCUCUGAACUGCUCACUGAGAACAUUUGUUCCCUUUUGAGAAAGAUGCAAACCAUCUUUUUUGUACAGCUUAUCUCCAUUCCAAACAGAGCUACCAUGAGAAAUGAAGCCAAAUCCUUGCUCCCGACACCAUUCACCAAGCCACAAGUUAAAAUCCCUAAUACGCAUCCGCCUUUCGUUCUGAGUGUUAUGCACAGGCAGAACUUCAGAGAAUGACAGUGUGGAAGCAACCUGCCGUAUAUCAUUGGCAAAAACACUAAAAACUUUCUUAACCUCUGAAACCUCAUUUCAAGCCAAGUCAUUUGUCCCUAGAUGGACAAGUACAUCCAAUUCCCCUUCCUGCUUUGCUUGCUUAACAAUAUUACAGAUACGUAUCCUGUCUCUGUGAGCAGUAGCUCAGGGAAGACACCUCACAAGACCACCAUUGUCCAUCUCCACACCUCUUAUAAUGGAAUCCCCCAACAACAGCACAACUUCGUAGGCCUCAUCAUAGUCCUCUUAGCCAGUCUCCCUUAACACCACUAGCCUCAGUGCCUCUCUCCACAACACCACUAGCCUCAGUGCCUCUCACCACAACACCACUAGCCUCAGUGCCUCUCUCCACAACACCAGUGCCUCUCUCCACAACACCACUAGCCUCAGUGCCUCUCUCCACACAACACCACUAGCCUCAGUGCCUCUCUCCACAACACCACUAGUCUUAGUGCCUCUCUCCACAACACCACUAGCCUCAGUGCCUCUCUCCACAACACCAUUACACUCUGAAAGUGCAGAAAAUGAAUUAUGAAGAGCAACAGACUGUGCAAAAUGCCUUUUAUCCACAACUCUAAGUCUACCAGAUCCUACAGUAAUCCAUCUGCCUUUCCUAGUAUGUCUCUGCGGCAGUGGCUUUGCAGCAGUUCCAGUCUGAGUUUGUUCACCAGAUAAUUUACAAAUCUCAGACUUCAAAAAUACAAUCUCCUGCCGCAAGAUAGAGAACUGUCUACAGAUUAGACAACAACCAAACCUCCAAAAAGUGGAACGUGAAACAAAUGCAUAGCAAUUGUUAUACUGAACUAAGUCUGCCAUUCCAAUGAGGAGAAUAAUUUAAAUCAAACAAAUCUUAACUUUGUAUUUUUCCUCCUGAAUACCUCAGAUUACCUCCAGGUUAUCUCCAGAAUAUCUCCAACUACACACUUAGAAACGGCACUCUCCAGAAUAUCUCCAACUACACACUUAGAAACGGCACUCUCCAGAAUAUCUCCAACUACACACUUAGAAACGGCACUCUCCAGAAUAUCUCCAACUACACAUUUAGAAACGGCACUCUCCAGAAUAUCUCCAACUACACACUUAGAAACAGCACUUAGAAGUAGCACCAAGCUAUAUUAGCGAAGCUAAUGACAAGAAGCCUUAUAUCACUCCUAAAAUCACCACCCACUAGGAAUGUUUAACACCUGGGUAGGCCUCUGCUUAUUUGCAAACAAUAGCUAAUUAACCAGCAAUCAAUAGCAAGUAACUAGCUUAAUCAAAUCAAAUGCCUUAUAAUUACCAACAGGAAUUCAAACCUUGUGCAAUCAGUAACCUUUUCCUACAGAUGAAUCUUACCUGUAACAGUAGAAAAGAAAGCUCUUAGCACAACUCUUAGACAGUUGAAGCUUCUGUAAAACUCUCCAGAAUAUCUCCAACUACACACUUAGAAACAGCACUUAGAAGUAGCACCAAGCUAUCAAACAGAUCAACCCGGGGACAACUGGUAUAAUGUUUGACAUGUUUCAAACUGGAGGGUUCUCUUUCAGUUUCUCAACCUGUGACGUUAACAAGAGACAAUGAGAAAUAGGUGGCUUGACCAUUUUUAAUUUCCUUUAUUUGAGAGAUUACCUUGAUUUUAUGUUGAAACUUUUUUUCGAUUUUAUUUACUCAGUUCCUAAAUCUUUGUCCUCAAACUCCCUCCUCUGGCAUCAGAAGAUGUCCAAAGACUAGGGGCAAAUACUUUCUUUUCCGAAUCCCCCACCCUGUAAAACAAUUACCCAAGAGAAAGUGUUGUUUGCUGUAAGAAAGGAGUCCGAAAGUACUCAAGCAAUUACUAGCCUUCCAGCACAUCUCUAACUGCCCUCUGCAUAACAGACUGUUUCAGAGUCUACCAUACAGAGCUGAACUACUGGAUCACUCUGUAUUGGACUCUGCCAGUUUAUUUGAUGAUUAUGGCUUGUCCAGAUUACACUUUGUUAGCUACCUGUACCAACUUAUUGACUUGUUAUACUGACAACUUUGAUUUCUGGAUUCUUAGCCUGUCUCUUUUUAUGUUAAAGGACCACUAUAGUGCCAGGAAAACAAACUCGUUUUCCUGGCACUAUAGUGCCCUGAGGGUGCCCCCACCCUCAUGACCCCCCCCUCCCGCCGGGCUGAAGUUGGAGGAAGGGGUUAAAUUCUUACCUUUCUCCAGCGCUGGGGACUCUCCUCCCUCUUUGGCUGAAUGCGCAGCAAGAGCCGCACACGCAUUCAGUCAGUCCAUAGGAAAGCAUUCUCAAUGCUUUCCUAUGGACGCUGGCGUCUUCUCACUGUGAGAAGCACAGAAGCGCCUCUGGCAGCGGUCAAUGAGACAGCCACUAGAGGCUGGAUUAACUCCUAUGUAAACAUAGCAGUUUCUCUGAAACUGGUAUGUUUUUAGCAGGCAGGGUUAACCCUAGAUGGACCAGGCAGCCAGACCACUUCAUUAAGCUGAAGUGGUCUGGGUGCCUAUAGUGGUCCUUUAAGCCCAGUCAUUACGAAGUGGCUACAUCAAACAACUCAAAAUACUACACUUAGAAUGUUUUAAAAUUGUAUGCCAUCAUGUGGACAAUUUUCUUUGUUAGGGUGCCAUAUUGUCUCAAAGGUGAGACAGGCCCAGAAAGUCACUGUCAAAUUUACAAGCUGAAAAGGGCAUCUAAUAUAUUUGACCCUUUACCAACAAAAUGUACUUGGGAGUACUGUUAUCUGUGAGGCAAUGUGAAAUAAAAAUUGCCAAGAUUUUAAUGCACUCUCAUAUAUCGGGAUUAUGGCAUUUCCUGUGAAAACUGAAUUAAUUUGGGUGAAAAAACACACACACACACAUUUGAUAAAGUUGCUAGACCAAAAUCUCAAAAUAUGCUAUUUGGAAUACCCUUUUGAAAAUGGUAUGCUAUAAUGGUGAAAAAGUUACCACCCAGGCUGCUAUACUCUCAAAUGUGACAUUGGCCCAGAAAAUCACUUUAUAACAUUUCAGCAGAGGCGGACUGACCGGUCGGGCACUUUGGACAUGAUCCGCGGGCCCGGCCCACCGGGACUAAGCAAAUAGGUUCCACCGGGUGGGCGGUCCGGUGGCACACUCUGAGGGGGCCGGCCGCGUUCCACGCUGGAGCUGCUGGGCCGGGUGGCCGCCUCGCCGGUCCGGCGGCACUCCUUUCCUGUCACUUGCGCUGAGGACUGAAGGAGGGAGGAGCAUGUCUCUCUCUCAUGCUCCUUUGCGGUUCCCACAAUUCCCAGCACAGGAUGUGGGAACCGCAAAGGACCAUGUGAGAGAGACAUGCUCCUCCCUCCUUCUGUCCUCAGCAUUAGUGACAGGACAGGAGUGCCGCCGGACCGAAGAGGCUGCCAUCCGGCUCGGCGGCUCCAGCGUGGAACGUGGCCGGCCCCCUCUGACUUCUGUCGGUAAAUGGGAGGAGGAAAAAUAAAACAGAGAGGGGGAAGAGGGAAGAAAGAGACAGUGGGAGAAUAGAGAGAGACGGGAGGAGGGAGAAAGAGACAGAGGGGGGAGAAUGAGAAAGGAGAAGGAGGGGGGAAUAGGAGAGAUGGGGAGAAGGGAGGGGAAUAGAGAGAUGGGGAGAAGAAGGGGAAUAGAGAGAUGGGGGGAGAAGGGGGAAUAGAGAGAUGGGGGGAGGAGGGGGAAAGAAACAGUGGAAGAUAGAGAAAGGAGAGAGACACACAAGGGGAGGGGGAGAAAGAGGCAGAGGGGUAAGAGAGACUGGGAAGGAGAGGGGAGACAUGGACACAGGAGCAGUGAGGGGGAGAAAGAAACAUACAGAGGGACUGGGGGGAGACAAAAAGGCACACAGAAGGGCUGUAUAUAUCACUGGUGGAUCCAGGGGGGCAACGGGCCAAUUGCCCUUCUCCUUUGUCUGCAGGCACCGUGCGGGCAGCCGGCAGGGGAGGGAGAAAGAGAGGACCAGGGAGCUCAGCCUGCAGCUCCUCUGGGUCCUUCUUGCGCGAGCACAGAGCGUUGUCGCGGUUACCACAGCAACGUUACGGUUCUUGCGAGAGUCAACUCUAGCCCUGGAGAUAUGGGCUAGAGUUCAUUCUCAACACUGUGACCACCAGGGAUUCCUGGUGGUCGCAGUGGUGAGAGUGAACUCUAGCCCCAUAAACACACUGCCCCCCCCACACACACACACACCAUACACAUUUACACAUUGCCUCACACAUACCCCCAUACACAGCCCCCCAUACUAACAUUGCCACACACAUACCCAGCCCCCUCAUACACACAUUGCCCCACACACCCUACACAUUCACACACUACACCCCCUCACACACACUGAACCUUUCACACACACUGCACCCCUCACACAUUGUACCACUGCUCCUAUACCCUACUACUGCCCCAUAUCCCAGCAGACCCCAGGUAAGUUGUCAAACUGUUCUUAAACGGUUUGACUACUUACUUUGGGAGGGGGGCCCGGCCCUCCUGGCACCAUAACCACUACACAGAGCAGUAGUGUUUAUUGUGCAUGGAUUAUUUCUUUAAAUAAUCUACAAGUCCUGGAAUGAUUAGAGGAGCUUUAUGACGUGUGCACGUGCUGACGCUUAUGCUCGCGCGCUGUGAUGACAGAAGAGGAGGGGGACCCGCCAAGAUCUAGUGUGAACAAAGUCUUUGCGGGCUUUUUCCCACUAGCAGACCUCGCUUUGCCAGGAAGGACCCGUUCGUGGUGUGCCGGAACCCCGCAUCGAAAAGUGAUUGCCUUACUUUGCUGUGUACUGCGAGUGUCUUGCUGCCGGCUCUGGUCCGGUCCGGUCAGCCUCUCGUGCUGCUGCAGUUACAGCUAGUUGGGUCAAUGUGUCCACCAUGACGGUUUUUGGCCACCACUGUUGCUGUUGAGGAACUGGGCUGAAGAUAGCUGUGGACAGAUAAUUUAUAUAUAUUAUAUAUCGGCCCAGGCUAUUAUAGCCUUACUAUUUAAUUAUUUGAGUGUGCCUUGUUUCUGGCUUUCUCUUUGUAAUUGUUAACCUAUAUACACUUGCUAGCCGUUUUGAGGUCACUGAAUGCAUUUUAAAGUCAUUUAACCAUUUGGGCUUGAUAACUAUGGCCAUGAAAGUCAUAUGAAACAAAAUCCUCUACGAGGAAAGAUAAAAAAGACUCCUUACAAGAAAAAGCACAAGAUAAGACACAGGAUAAGUCUUUAACUACAUAUUUUUCUCCUCAGCAGCACAAGACUCUAAAGCAUAGGAUGACUGAUAUGGAUCUCAGUUCAGAGAGUACGGAGUCAGAAGGUAUAAAAAAAUCCUGACAAGGAAUUGAUUACUGUUUCUCUGUUACAUACUAGUCUAAAGGCCAAUUUAGAAAAGAUAAAAUCUGAACUGGCUGUAAUGGCUACAGAAAUAAAAUCAGAUUUAAAAAAGGAAAUAAAUAUCUUGGCAGCAAAAUUGGAUGGUUUUGAGGUUAAACUAAAAGAUAUGGACCUCCAAGUAAAUCACCUGAGCGAUGAUUACCAGUCGGCACUCCGAAAAAUCUUGGACCUCGAAUUUAAAGUGAAUGAUUUGGAAGAUCGACCGAGGCGGAAAAAUCUACGUUUUAGAAAUCUGCCGGAGAAGGGAACUCAGGACAAUGUCAAACAAAUUGUGAUAGAAUAUAUAUCCGCCUUGGGGAUUACAUAUAAUCCUUCAGAACAACUAAUUGAAAGGUGUCAUAGACUAUUCAAACCGAAAUCACUUCAGAAUGAUUUACCUCGAGAUAUUAUGGUUUGUUUUUUUGCAUUUGAUUUCAAGGAAUCGAUUUUAAAAGCUGCCAGAUUAAAUCCGGUGUCUUCGGGCCCUUUCCAGAAUGUCAAGGUGUUCCAGGACUUAUCAUUUGAAACCAGAUCUCAACAUAAAAAGUUUAGCUCCGCCACCCAAAUUUUACAAACUCAAAAUAUAAGAUAUAGGUGGCUUUUUCCUUCUAAAUUAAGCUUGACACAUGAGGGCAAAAGAUAAAUGUUUGAUUCAAAUGUGAAAUUAACGGAAUGGCUGAAAAGAAACAUAUUUUUGGUGUAGAUAUUUAAAUUGAUUUUAUAUAUAUAUAUAUAUAUAUAUAUAUAUAAAAAAAAUGUUUUCAUUAAUUUAGCAAAUUAUGCUGAAUUAAUAUUAUAUAAUUUUUUGAUGUAUUGUAGGGAAAAGCCAAACAAAUCAUAAUACAUAGUGCACAACGUUAAGUUUAAGUUCACUAGAACGAUUAGAGAAUGCACUAUAAGGAAAAAUUCCUACAUUUGCUUAAUAGCGAAGUAAUUGAUGUGAUAUAUGUCGGAAGAUCUAGAUUUACUUUCUAUAUAUGUUUAAUUUUAUUGUUUUAUAAGAGAUGAUCACUAGUUUUUAUUUGAGAUGAUGUUUAAGAUACACUAAUAAGAUAAAUUAUGUUGAGGCAAUUAUCUAUAAAAUUUGGUGUAUUACAGGGACAUGUAAAACAAUGAAGUAACUAAUUUUUGAGUGUUUGAUAGGGCACAACGACAUAGAUAAUUAGAAAUUAUGGAGAUUGCACUAUAAGGAAAAUUUACCACAUUUCAAUACUAGUGAAGUUACUGAUGGGUCACACAGAUUAUUUUUUUUAAGACAUGUUUUACAAGUUUUGGUUGAACAGCUGUAAUGUGAAUAAGGCACGGUUAUAGUAAUAGAAGUAUGACAAUAAUGGGUAAAAUAACUGUAACAAAGGAAAAUGUCACAGUAUUAUAGUACAUAUUAUAUAAUUUUCUUUUAUUUAUUUUUUUUUCCCUUAGAUUCAGCGGCCAUUUGUGCUAUCAGGUAUUCUUAUGUAA
Molecule: messenger RNA, 21163 nt
Organism: Pelobates cultripes (western spadefoot toad)
Lineage: Eukaryota; Metazoa; Chordata; Amphibia; Anura; Pelobatidae
Source: the annotation of a GenBank genome assembly